AUGGCCGACUUCUUCAACGUAAAAGCGAGGCAACAAGCCGCUGUAAAGGCCAGCUCAUCAAAAGCGCCUACCACGAAGCAAGAGCCCAAUCGCAUGCAACCAUGGCAUCACAGCCGCCCCAAAACCCUCUCCGAAGUAACAGCCCAAGACAACACGAUCCAAAUCCUGUCCCGCACCAUGCAAUCCUCCAACCUGCCGCACAUGCUCUUCUACGGCCCGCCAGGCACAGGAAAAACCUCCACAAUCCUUGCCCUUGCCAAAGAACUCUACGGCCCCGAACUCAUGAAAUCGCGCGUCCUCGAACUGAACGCCUCAGAUGAACGCGGCAUCAGCAUCGUACGCCAAAAAGUCAAGGACUUUGCGCGCCAGCAACUCAGCGUAGCGCCCACCUACAACGUCAUGACGGAAGACGCGAGCAGCGGCGAGACAAAGACAGUGCGGUACAGAGAUAAAUACCCGUGUCCGCCGUUCAAAAUCAUCGUGCUGGAUGAGGCGGAUAGUAUGACGCAGGAUGCGCAGAGUGCGCUGCGUAGGACUAUGGAAACUUACAGUCGCAUGACGAGGUUCUGUCUCGUGUGUAAUUACGUUACCCGUAUUAUCGAUCCACUCGCGUCGAGGUGUUCGAAGUUCAGGUUCAAGAGUCUGGAUCAAGGAAAUGCGGUUAAGCGCGUUGGCGAUAUCGCGAGGCUGGAGAAUGUGCAGUUGGAAGAAGGGGUUGCGGAGGAGUUAGUGCGGGUCGCAGAUGGCGAUCUGAGAAAGGCGAUUACGUUUUUGCAAUCCGCGGCGAGGCUCGUGGGGGCUGUCGUCCAGGCUCAGGGUGCGGGAGGCAAAAAGAAGAAGAAGGUCGUUGCUGAGGAGGACGAGAUGGAUAUCGAUUCUGCGGCGACGCCAGCUCAGACACCUGCUGUUUCCCUCCCUAUCAUCGCUGAGAUCGCGGGUGUGCUACCGCCAGCUACACUAUCCUCCUUCAGCGACUCCCUCUUCCCCAAGUCCUCGGCUACCAAGUCGAUACGCUACAACGAGAUUGCCAAGGUAGUGGAGAACAUGAUUGCAGAGGGGUGGAGUGCGUCGCAGACUGUGGGUCAGUUGUAUGAACAGAUCAUGUAUGAUGAGAGGGUUGAGGAUGUCAAGAAGGUUAGGCUGGCGGGUGUGUUCAGUGAGACGGAUAAGAGGCUUGUGGAUGGUGGGGAUGAACAUCUUGCUGUGUUGGAUUUGGGGGUUAGAGUUGCGGGGGUGCUUUGUCUCUGA
Molecule: messenger RNA, 1248 nt
Organism: Alternaria novae-zelandiae
Lineage: Eukaryota; Fungi; Ascomycota; Dothideomycetes; Pleosporales; Pleosporaceae
Gene: RFC2
Product: Subunit of heteropentameric Replication factor C (RF-C)
Exons: 2
Coding region: 1-1248 (415 amino acids)
Biological process (GO): DNA-templated DNA replication; DNA repair
Cellular component (GO): DNA replication factor C complex; nucleus
Molecular function (GO): DNA binding; ATP binding; ATP hydrolysis activity
Source: RefSeq, a predicted model, not a curated record